Molecule: messenger RNA, 1461 nt
Organism: Aspergillus alliaceus
Lineage: Eukaryota; Fungi; Ascomycota; Eurotiomycetes; Eurotiales; Aspergillaceae
Exons: 4
Coding region: 1-1461 (486 amino acids)
Source: RefSeq, a predicted model, not a curated record
AUGAACCGCCAGGAUUUUAAAGACAAAGGCUUGGAGCGGUCGGAACAGUGGAGAAAUGAAGCGAGAACCCAAUUCGAGUUUGUAUUGGAGAAGGAUCAACCGGGGAUUCGAAGUCAUGCGAUGCGACAAUUCUGGAGGCAGAGACAGGCCAACGCAAAGGAGGGCUCAAGCGACGCGUCCCCCAGCAGUCGCCCUCUCUAUCCUCGCAUCUUAUCUCCGAAUGAUGGCACCCAGGACCAUAACCAGUUUGAGGGACUGAAGGUGUUUUUACAGCAGAUGUCAGCUCUCCAGUCAAAGGAACAGAGAGCAGAGUCAGCAAGCACCGACGAAAGCAGAACGGAGACCUCGGGUAUCCCAGCCCAAAUCCUGGCAGGAGUCCGUCAUGCCUUUGAAUUUGUCAGUGGCGAUCCUUAUGAUCAAUUUCCGGUCACUUUGACGAUGGCGCAUCGCAAAUUAAUAUAUCACUGGUUGAGCACACACACUGGUGCAACAUCCAGUGUGCAUCCGACCUUUGAUCCGGUCAGAGAAGUGUGGCUACCAUUGGACUUCUCAAACACGGCUUCUUUCCACGUCACCAUGGCUCAUGCAGCGGCCCAUUUAGCAUACCUCCACGGAGAGCUCGCCUCCCCCGAGGCCCUACAUUAUAAAACUGAUGCGAUCAGCGUCAUCACAAAAUGGCUGGAUGACCCCCUGCAAUCUCUGAGAAACGAGACACUUGUUUCCGUAGUACGACUGCUGAUGUUUGAGAAAUACUGGGGAAUAGACGGUCAAUGGGAAGUCCAUCGAGAUGGACUACAACGGUUAGUCCACGCACGAGGCGGUCUUUCUGCGCUGCGAGAGGAUUGGCGUGUGGAGCUCGCUGUAUUUGUUGCUUCCCUCAUUGCCGGACCUUCAUCCUACCAGUCAUCUACGCAUGCGUGGGAGUUGUCGGAGUAUUUGACUCCAACUACUCUGCAUCCAACUGUACAAUCGACGGUUGACCGCCAUCGACCAAGAGCCAUCGAGAGCCUCCGGGUAUACCCUGCAGUAUAUGAUGCAACAAUCCUGUUGUACAACACUUUCCAACAGCCCUCGGAGCAUGGCUUGCCAUCGGCAAACGCCAGUGUGUCUGGCCAGUGGUUGAAGUGCCUGGUAUUUCUCAGCGUCCUCUUCCAGGAAUCAGUUUAUUCUUCCCUAUCGGCAUUGGUCCGCGACUUGGGUAUUGAAUAUACAUUCACGAACAAGUUGCCCGCACUAGAUGAAUCAUUGGAGAUAUCGCGGCAUCGUUGGGGAGGAGAUAUCGAGGGUCUUUAUUCGCACCUUUUUGGUGACUUCUGCCAUCACAGUGACCUGCAACGAUCCCCGGAGAUGGACUUUAUCAUACGCUUCUCAGACGGCUUAGAACAGCUCAGUGAAAACGCACGCGGAACCAUUCGACUAUGUCUCCUGGGUAUGCUUCUAGAAGGAUCAUCACCAAGCUAA